CCAGGUGCGCUCCGGGAAUAGCUUAUCCAACCCCGGCUUUUGCUUCAUCUCUGAUGCAACGUCUCGAGAAUCCCCCUCCCGUCUCCCUAUCAAUGGUAUCGCGACCUCAUAGUCGGGAUUGUCUCGGUGGAAAUCCCGACGAAGAUAAACUCUUCCCUUCUGUCAUUGAUUCUAAAAGGUCAGUGGUUUUUCUGUUUUGUUUGAUGGUCUGGUCUAUCGAGACUCUGUUGUCCGUCUGUGCUUUCUCCCUGUGCCGGCUACCCGACGGAGCAAGUGCUUCGUUGUAACAGAUUCGGUACUCCUCCUUGUUCUUUUGUCGGUGUAACAUUGUUUCUCCGACCUCCUCAACUGGAUCCUUUCGUCAUCGUCCAGACAGGGGUACGCGACGUACGUCCGCGGCAACCAUGGGCGACAUCGAAGAGAACGAGAAGUCGGUCGCCGUCCUCAAUCUUCCUGGUGGACGCUCCGUCUCGCCCGUGAACAUUGAGGAACGACGGGCUUCGGUGUCUUCUGCCGCCGCGGCGAAGAAAAUCCUCGAGCAUAGCAACGAUGCCGACGAGGCGAUGAAGGCUUUCGCCUCGGGCGAAGUUGUCGAGAUUGACGAGGCCACCAACAAGCGCCUGCUGCGCAUAAUUGACUGGCAUCUUAUGCCCCUGCUCUGCGUCAUCUAUGGGUUGAAUUACCUUGAUAAGACGACCUUGUCGUAUGCCAGCAUCAUGGGCAUCAAGACGGAUAUCAACCUCGUGGGCGAUGACUACCAGUGGCUCUCCAGCAUGUUCUACUUUGGCUAUCUGGCUUGGGAGUAUCCCACAAAUCGACUGUUGCAGAGACUGCCGCUCGCCAAGUAUUCUGCCUUUUGUGUCGUGGCCUGGGGGACGGUUCUGGCCUUGUUCGCGACAGUCUCCAACUUCGGCGGUGCCGUUGCUAUUCGAUUCUUCCUGGGUGUUAUGGAAUCUGCCGUCACUCCGGGGUUCGCUCUGUUCACUUCUCAAUGGUACACAAAGCGCGAGCAAGGUACCCGUACGGGCUUCUGGUUUUCAUUCAACGGCUUUGGUCAGAUCUUUGGUGGUCUGGUUGCGUAUGGCAUUGCUGUCGGCGCUCGCAAGAGCGGGACGGCCAUUGCGCCCUGGAAAAUCGUCUUCCUGGUCAACGGCUGCCUGACUGCUGUGCUGGGAAUCGUGUUUUUCUUCGUCAUGCCGGACAACCAGCUCAAUGCGCGGUGGCUGAAGCCUCGCGAUCGAGUGUUGGCCGUCGAAAGAGUGAGAAUCAACCAGCAGGGUAUCGGCAACAAGCACUUCAAGUGGUAUCAGUUGAAGGAAGCCCUGCUGGACCCAUUGACCUGGGCGUUCACUUUCUACGCUCUGACGGCGGAUAUCCCUAACGGCGGCAUCAGCAACUUCUUUUCGCAACUGAUCGUUUCCUUCGGCUAUACGCCCGAGCAAUCUCUCCUGUACGGCACGCCCGGCGGCGCUGUUGAGGUCGUCUCCCUCAUGUUCUGCGGCUGGCUGGGCGAUCGUCUAGGCCAGCGACUCCUGGUCUCCAUGGGUGGUUUGUUGGUUGCCCUGCUCGGCAUGAUUCUUAUCGUUGCCUUGCCCCUGAGCAACAACUCGGGCCGGCUAGCGGGUUACUACCUGACCCAAGCAUCUCCCACCCCCUUCGUGGCUCUUCUCUCCCUGAUCUCCACCAAUGUCGCCGGAUAUACCAAAAAGACCACUGUCGCGGCGUUGUACCUCAUUGGGUACUGUGUCGGGAAUAUCAUCGGCCCGCAAACGUUCAGACCAAAAGAUGCCCCGAGGUACAGGCCGGCGGAGAUUACAAUCAUCGUUUGCUGGGGGGCGUGUCUCAUUGAUCUCGCGUUCAUCUGGUGGUAUUGCAGGAGGAUGAACAAGAAGAAGGAGCAGCAACGGGCCGAGCCAGGAUAUGUCAAGCUAGAAAAUCAGGAGUGGCUUGAUCUUACCGACAAGGAGAACCCCGAAUUCAGCUACAGCCUCUAGGUCAGCCGAUGGGUGCAAUCAACGACCACUUUCUUGUGUUCGUGGAACCUUCACAAUGGUGGGAUGAGAAUUGCUGGCAAUUGCAGUGCUGGAAAUUGCAGAUUGCUUUGAGGUUGCUUGUGCCCCGGGACAUGUGGCCCUGGGGCUCUUUUGGAUCUGGUGUGCAAGAAGGAAGAUAGGCGUGGGUGGAAGCAUAGCGCGAGUAUGACAAUCCAACAAAUCCUUGAAGAAUGGGGUGGUGAAGCUGUGCGGGUCAUCCGUUGAUUCCAGCAUACAGACGGGCAAAGCGUGAUCGAGCACCAGCUACCGUCAUCCUUCCUACCAAGUCCAC
Cladophialophora immunda is the source of this 2325-nucleotide messenger RNA. RefSeq lists its product as uncharacterized. NCBI's taxonomy places the organism in Eukaryota, Fungi, Ascomycota, Eurotiomycetes, Chaetothyriales, Herpotrichiellaceae. Bases 405 to 1994 code for a protein of 529 amino acids. Gene Ontology annotation, molecular function: allantoate transmembrane transporter activity; dipeptide transmembrane transporter activity. Gene Ontology annotation, biological process: transmembrane transport; dipeptide transport; allantoate transport. The transcript has 4 exons. Gene Ontology annotation, cellular component: plasma membrane. The record is from RefSeq and is a predicted model, not a curated record.